GACCUCUGACCUAACAACAUGGCGACUUAGGUCACACAUCCCAUGUGGUCCGGAGGUAAAAAUUGUAUUUAUUUUGCUCCGAAUAUUUGUUGCUUCGUCUGAAUAUUCGCAGAUAGUGAGGUUACAGUUAUACGUCUAGUAUUUAGUCAUGAUCCUGCUCUACACUUAUGGGAAUGCUCUUCGUGGAACCAGAGUCUUUGUGCCUGGUGCCCAUCAACUUCUCUCCAGGAUGUUUCAUGCCAGAAGAUGUUUCCUACCUAUAUGUAGCCUACAGUCUUUUAAUACAGCAAAUCAUAGGCAAGUACUUUGUCUUAAUCAGCCAGUUAUGCUUCACAGUACACAAAGGCUUUCUUGUCGGUCUUUUUUAAGAAAGGAAAGCAAUUCACCCCUAUGGACAAUAUGUUCCAAAGAUGCCAUCAAAUGUGCAAAACCUCAGCCAAGCUUGUUCAUGCCUUCAGCUCUAAAACACUCUGAAGUUACAUGUAAAGGAAAAGAACCAGAGAUGGAAGACGCACGAGACUCGCAAACAACUGAAGAACUGGUUUCAUCUAUUCUUACAUGUAUUGAGGAGACUCAAAAUAUCUCGCAGAAAAUCCAAGAUCUACGCAUACGGGAUAGUGUAAUAUUCUGGGUCAGUUGCCUGUUGGAAAUUGGCUGUACUCAGAAACAGAUCUACCACUUCAUGACAACAAAUGCACACCUCCUUUUCAGUCCAGAGGAUAAAGUAAAAGAAGUCUUUGGGCAGUUCUUGUACUUAGAUAUAAGUAAGAAUAAAGUUAUGGAUCUUCUAAGUACCCAUCCAGAGAUUUUAAGAGAACAGCCAACAGAUUUGAAAAGGAAGGUACAAAAUCUGCAGAAAUAUGUGUCAAGUGUAGAGAAUGUAGCCAAGAUGAUUUUGAAGUGUCCAUCGGUUCUAACACUGUCAGUAUCCAAGGUGAGAAGAGUAGUAGCAGUCCUGAAGGAGAACUGUCAGUUCAAAACUGCACAAGUGCAAACCAUCCUAACCACAACUCCAGUGGUUUUGUUGGAGACACCAGAGCAUGCAGAGCUACUUUUUCAGUAUGCAUUCCUUGCCAUGGGGUCUACAAGGGGAGACAUGGUGAAAGCAUUCCUGUUCAGACACAAAUGGCAACACAUCAGGAGCAGACACAUGUUUCUGGAAAGGAGAGGCAUGUACCAGCCCCCAGACAAAAAGGGUAAGACCAAGAAACCUAAUCCUCACCUAAGGGACAUACUGGCAACUACAACUAAGGAAUUUCUCACUCAGGUUGCUUUUGCCAGUUAUGAGGAGUAUGCAACAUUUGUGUCCCUUCUGGAACAAGAGAGAGAGACAGAUGUUGAUACAAGUGACAUGUCUAGUUCUGAUGAUGACUCUGAGGACACAGAUGAGGAUACAGAAGUUGAGACAGAUGAGGAUACUGAUGAGGAGACAGAUGACGAGACAACAGAGAGAUGAGAAGAUCAGGGAGGAGAAUCAGAUUCACCCUGUGAUAAAAUGGACUGUUGUAACAUGAGAUGUACUAAAUCCUUAAUCAAGUACCAUAUAGGAAAGCCAUAUGAUGAUUUUGUUUGAGUCACUAAACUUGUGCCAUUACUUACCUGUAUCAUAUCAAUAUCUUGAUGCUCUGAUGUAUGUUGAAUCUCUAUAUGUGGUUCAUGAAAUAAAUACUGAUUGUAAGACUGUCA
Branchiostoma floridae (Florida lancelet) is the source of this 1686-nucleotide messenger RNA. RefSeq names its product transcription termination factor 4, mitochondrial-like. Gene Ontology annotation, molecular function: double-stranded DNA binding. The coding region runs from base 149 to 1456 and encodes 435 amino acids. Gene Ontology annotation, biological process: regulation of DNA-templated transcription. NCBI's taxonomy places the organism in Eukaryota, Metazoa, Chordata, Leptocardii, Amphioxiformes, Branchiostomatidae. The transcript is spliced from 4 exons. The record is from RefSeq and is a predicted model, not a curated record.